Molecule: messenger RNA, 1742 nt
Organism: Onychostruthus taczanowskii (white-rumped snowfinch)
Lineage: Eukaryota; Metazoa; Chordata; Aves; Passeriformes; Passeridae
Product: mothers against decapentaplegic homolog 4-like
Exons: 10
Coding region: 1-1461 (486 amino acids)
Biological process (GO): regulation of transcription by RNA polymerase II; transforming growth factor beta receptor signaling pathway; cell differentiation
Cellular component (GO): heteromeric SMAD protein complex
Molecular function (GO): I-SMAD binding; RNA polymerase II cis-regulatory region sequence-specific DNA binding; DNA-binding transcription factor activity, RNA polymerase II-specific
Source: RefSeq, a predicted model, not a curated record
AUGAAUCCGCUGGUGGCAGCGCCAGGGAUGCAGCCGUGGCUUGGGGAGAAGAUCUCUGGCAGGGAGCUGAGGGAAAGGCGGGGGCUGAGGGAAAGGCAGGGGCUGAGGGCAGGACAGGGGGCUCAGAGCAGGGCAGGGGGCUCAGGGCAGGGCAGGGGGCUCAGGACACGGCAGGCAGGAGGCUGCAGGCACGGCAGCACCGCCCUGAGCCGGAGGAGAUGCGGCGGGAGCCGGGCCGCGAGUGACGGUGAGGGCCGCAGCGCCAUGUCCCUGGGCAGCGACAGCGGCCCCGGCAUCGUGCACAGCCUGCUGUGCCACCGGCAGGGAGGGGACAGCGAGGCCUUCGCCCGCCGCGCCAUCCAGAGCCUGCUCAGGAAGCUGAAGGAGAAGAGGGACGAGCUGGACGCGCUGGUGGCCGCUGUCACCUCCGGCGGGGCCCAGCCCGGCCAGUGUGUCACCGUGCAGCGCACCCUGGACGGGCGGCUCCAGCCCCCCACCCCAUAUUCCCCCACAGCGACCCCCCAGGACCCCCUGCUCCAUCCCGAGGGCCCCCCGGCACAGCCCCCCCCGCAGAACGGGUACCCCAAACCACCCCACCACAGUUCACCGCUGAGCUGGAGCAGUGCCACCAUCUACACCCCGAAUUUGGGGGGGUCACAGCCCCCCCCACCACAACACCCCGGCAGCCAGAGCCACCCGCAGCCCCCCCAGCACCACCCCAACCACUGCUGGCCCCCCGUGCUCCAGCCCCCCGUGUCCACCCACCCUGGGCCGGAGUUCUGGUGCUCCAUCGCCUACUUCGAGCAGGACGUGCAGGUGGGGGAGAUCUUCAAGGUGCCCUCGAGCUGCCCCACCGUGGUGGUGGACGGCUACGUGGACCCCUCGGGGGGGGCCCGCUUCUGCCUGGGGCAGCUCUCCAACGUGCAGCGCUGCGCCGCCAGCGAGAGGGCACGGCUGCACAUCGGCAAGGGCGUGCAGCUGGAGCGGCGAGGCGAGGGCGACGUGUGGAUGCGCUGCCGCAGCGAGCACGCCGUGUUCGUGCAGAGCUUCUACCUGGACAGGGAGGCGGGCAGAGCCCCCGGCGACGCCGUGCACAAGGUGUACCCCGGAGCACACAUCAAGGUGUUUGACCUGCGGCAGUGCCACCGGCAGAUGCAGCAGCAGGCGGCCACCGCCCAGGCCGCGGCCACCGCCCAGGCCGCCGCGGUGGCCGGCAGCAUCCCCGGGCCCGGCUCGGUGGGCGGCAUCGCCCCGGCCAUCGGGCUGUCGGUGGCCGCGGGGCUCGGCGUGGACGACCUGCGGCGCCUGUGCCUCGUUAGGCUGAGCUUCGUUAAGGGCUGGGGGCCCGACUACCCCCGGGCCAGCAUCACCUGCACGCCCUGCUGGAUCGAGGUGCACCUGCACCGCGCCCUGCAGCUGCUGGACCACGUCCUGCACGCCCUGCCCGACGCCCACGCCUGACUCCUGGAAGGGGCAGCCAAAAAAAAAACACAAAAAAACGGCAAAAAAAAAAAAAAAAGGCCAAAAAUGUGUUGGUUUAACGGUUAUUUAAUGGAUUGGGUCAGUGCUUGUGGCCUGGGUGUAGUGCGGCCCUCGGUGCUGAUUUCCACCUCCUGCUUUAACUUUUGUAUGAAAAUAAACCAAAAGAAAAGAUUUUUAAAAGCCGAAACAACAAGGUGGAAGGACCAACACCACGUUGUUUAAACCGUUAUUUAAUGGAUGGGGUUGGAAUCUGUGGCCUG